UGUGCCCAGUUGCUCAUUAUGCCAAGACGAGUAGCUAGAGAAAUGCCAUUUGGAAAAAUGACAAGAAAGCUGCCCCCGAUUUCCUCAUCUCAGCCCCAGCAUACAACUUCCCGCUCUGUCCCCUCAUACUCUCGUUUCCCAACGCAUCUUCCUCCCCUGCCUCCGAAAACUUCUGGCUGUCAGACUGUUCCCCAGUGCCAUCCACUUCCCUCAGUUUACAGCCCCACCUCUUUCCCACCUCUGACUAGAGUCAUCCCUUCUUGCUACCCUACCUUACCAGUUUCCCUGCCCAGCUCUUCCUCUGUUCCUUCCAGACCACCCCCUCGCCGCUCUGUUCACCUCGCACCUCUUUCCUGUUACUGUUUUGUCUUGGCUCCUACUCCCCCUCCUAGCCCUUCUUUCUAUAUCCUUGGAGUCGGGUUCUCCCCAGCACUCCAACCAGCCCCAACCAGACCUCCAUGAUUCACAAAUCUCAUCCUGGAGGAAUGGUUUCCCAGCAAGUGGGACAGUUCUGGUACAGUCCAUAGGUGCUAGGACUGUGGAUCCCCAGGAGCCUGACCUGAUGAACAUCGGGAAUUUGAGAGAAUGGCCAGCCAACAUCCAUUUUGGAGGUUGGUUUCCGUGACCUAGGUCUCUGCAUCUGCUUCCAAUUGAGAUGGUAACACAGAGAUUUCAAGAGAAAUCUGCAACCUCAGACACUGGAUGAGAAACUAGAGGGCCAGACCUCUUCAGCUUUUUCAAUACAUAGUCGGGGAGUUUAGAAGCACACUGAUGGCUUGCAAUGGCCCAAGGAAAUGACUGUCCAAGGUGAGGAUCAAUCAAGCCCAUUACCUCCGGGGUCUGCCGCUGGACGGCAUCCUUUCCUGACGGUAUGCAGGGGCGGUCCUAGUACCCAGGGUCUUGAGAAGCUGGGAAAGGAGAUGGCAGUCUCCCCGCACCCGCAAGCCAUCCAGGGCAGUGAGAAGUAGUUGGACGGAUCUGAUCGGAGCCCCGCCACAGUCAUGGCCGGUCGCCAAAAGGAGGUGAUCAUCGAUGAGGUCCAUCAGAACCAGAUCCUGCGCGAAUUGUACCUCAAAGAGCUUAGAACCCAGAAACUCUACACAGAGUACCGCGUGAAUCCCCUCCGCAAGGUUCACACAAUCACCAGAAAGCCCAUGUCUUGGCAUGAUAACCUGGAGGAACCUGAAGAUGCCAGGUUUCUAAAUCUUCUUCACCAUGCUGCCCUGGGGCCAAGGAAGAAAUACCCAGAGACACAGACUGAAAGCCAAGAGAUCGGAUGGGACUCAGAGCCCUUGAAUAAGAAAAGAAAAAGAAAAAAGUGGAACAGAUGGACAGGCAAACAGAAAGGAAUACAAUGGAAAUUACAUCCAGUUUCCCCUAAAGUCAAACUAUGAAGUACUUUAUAGUCUGUACCUAAGCAGGUGGAGAGACUUGUGUUCCUCUAGAGCACAGUUGGUGAGUUGGCCAGGGGUUGGUGUAACAACUCCAUUUCUCCACUAGAUGGUGCUGCUUAGCUUACUGGGGUGGAUUGUUGUGGCACGUGUGUAUAU
This is a messenger RNA of Herpailurus yagouaroundi (jaguarundi), 1550 nucleotides long. It is a transcript of the gene CFAP144, whose product is annotated as cilia and flagella associated protein 144. Lineage: Eukaryota; Metazoa; Chordata; Mammalia; Carnivora; Felidae. The transcript has 7 exons. Gene Ontology annotation, cellular component: ciliary base. Bases 1002 to 1394 code for a protein of 130 amino acids. The record is from RefSeq and is a predicted model, not a curated record.